This is a messenger RNA of Argiope bruennichi, 2414 nucleotides long. RefSeq lists its product as uncharacterized. The record is from RefSeq and is a predicted model, not a curated record. The transcript has 5 exons. Bases 424 to 2343 code for a protein of 639 amino acids. NCBI's taxonomy places the organism in Eukaryota, Metazoa, Arthropoda, Arachnida, Araneae, Araneidae.
GGAAUACGAAACAGUGUUUUGCUCAUAAAAUUAAAAGUGAAAGGCGGACGGCCGAAAAAAGAUGUCGAACAUUAUUUAUUGAUGCUACAGCACUGAUAUAGGCCUAUUUAAAAGAAAGGGAGAAAAUUAUUAUAAUUUAAUUUUUUUACCCCUGAUUUUAUAAAAGGAAAUCACCGUUUUUUCUGCUGAAAAUUAUUACACAUAACUGAAUUGCGAAAUUACUGCUCUCGUUACAGACGAAGCUGAAAAAUUUGAAUUAAAAAAAAUUGGUCUUAACAGACAACUAAAAUUGUUAUUUUCGGGAUUCGUCUAUGAUGUUUCUGAAUUGGCUAUUUUCAACUGUGGCAAUUGUUUUGUUAGAUUAAGGAUUGGGAAAUCGUAAACUGUAGACUGGAAUCCCAAUUCUAUUAUACAGGCAUUAUAAUGACUGACAAAACAUUCUUGUUUAACAAGUGCUGUAAUCCUCCAAAAUGGAAGUCUUAUGGUAUUGCAAUAGAAGAAACUGUUACUUACUCUAAACUUCUAGGACAAAAAAGAGAGUUCCACCAGUUUAUUGAAUUUAAUGAUAAGAUUUCUAACUCUGGAAACAUGGAUUCAUACUGUAUUGUUGAUAAGAGGUAUUCACCAUCUAAAGGAAGCAAUAUUGACAUCUUUGUUUUUAAUGAUGAUGAACAUUAUGAUGCUUUAUAUUUAGGAUAUUCAGUGCACAAAGAUUAUGCUAUUGAAAACUGUAAUGAUCUAAUAACUUUUCUUAACUUUAAUAAAAAUUGCACAUUUCAUCUGCACAAUUCUUUUAUUUAUGUUAAAAGUGCUGAUAGAUUUAAAUGGGUGUUGUUUUUUGGGAUGCUGGAAUUCCUUGUUAAAAAUUUGAAUAUGAGCGUUAUUGGUUCGCAAUUUUAUUUCCCUUUGUUCAGUAAAUUUUUAAUUAUGAAUGAAUUACAAUUAAUGAUUUCUCUGCAAAGUUGGUUUAAGAGUUUGAAUACAAAUUUCCAAAAGACUUUAUCUCAGACAAAUGAGGUAUCAGCAAUAAGAUUCAAGAAAAGCCUGCCUACUAGAGCAUCAUAUUCAUUAUCUGCACUUCAGAAUCUAAAGAAUAAAAUAUCCUUCUGUUCUGAACAAACAGUUGAAAAAAUGAAUUUGAGUAUGUAUACAUGCAAAUCCAGUCAAAAAGUACAGCUGAAAAGAAAAUCUGUUGAUUCAUGUGCAGGAGAGGAUUCUUUAUCAAACACAAAAAAAUUUAAAUCGCAGAAUGCAUGUCACUGCAAAAAUAACACUUGGAAAAUUUUCACAUCCUUUGAAAAAACGUCUAUUUUAAAUUACACUAGUAUUUUAGAAGCUAGAAAAUUGAUGGAUAGCUCAGAAGCCAUGCAUAUUUUUCCAACUGAUUGUAUGCAUAAUUCAAAUUCUUCUAGAUUACAUCAGAAUCGGAACAGGUUAAACCAAGAAAUUUUUCCUGAAUUAGAUAAAUCAGAUAUAUUUUCACAAACACAAUUGUUGUAUAAUGUAAUUGAAUUAAAAAAUACUACUAAUUUAAAUUUACAAGAAACAAAUGAAAAUCCACCAAAAUAUGAACACAUUUCUGAUGUACAUGCGUUUAAAGAAAUGAAAUCAGAUAACAAAGAACAUUUCGCACUUGGUGAUAUAGGAAAUUUGCAACUAUCAGUUUUAGAAUGUGAAGAAAAAGAAUGUAAGAAUGAAGGCACUUGUUCAGAAGCAAUAAAUACAGGUAAAAGUAAAAAUAUUACUUCUCCUUCAGUGGAAAAUCUACAUAAAGCUGGUUCUAUUGGAAUCAAGGGACAUUCUGUCUCUUUUCAAACUGUUUCUGGGAAAUCUUUGAAAAUUUCGGAAGCAGCACUUCAAGCAGCUGAAAAAAUGUUUGAGGAUAUCUCUUCUGAAAAUUUAGAUAUUGUUCCUCAAAAGAAAACUCAAAAUGUUUUGCAGCUGAAAUCUACUGUGAAUGAUAAAUGCUGUGUAGGUUUUCAGACUGCAUCAGGUAAAUCUCUGCAUGCUUCAAAAUUAGCUUUGGAAGCAGCUGAGAAAUUGUUUAAAGAAAUCACUGUGGAAGAAGAAAUAGAUGUUUUCCCAGAAAAACAAACUCAAACUAAACAGAACAAUAAAGAAUAUUAUCCCAGUUUGAAGGAAUGUGUAGAUGAAGACAUAAGUAAAGUUUUGGCUGAAAAUUUCUUUGAAGACAUUGCAUUUGAUGAUAAAGAAAUGGAUUCUAAACUAACUGAUGAUUCUGUGACAUUAAAUUUACAGAAAUCUGAAAAUGUUCAAACACAUAAAAGAAAAAAAAGUCUUGGUGGACGCAGAACUUUGAAACCUUAUGUACUAAAAAAGUAAUUGUGUCUAAGUCCCCAUUUGUUUAUUUUUAAUUGUUAAUUUCUUUAAAAUGUAUUGAAAUAUUUAUGGAA